AUGAUUCCCCACAAAGAGCGACGACCUACCGCUUCGAUCAACACUACACCCCCAGAACUUCUCCAUCGUAUAUUUAAUUUUCUGCUCCACGCCAGGGAUCCAGAUGAACCGAAGGCUGCUCGCGUUGAUGACAUCCGCUCCCUUCGCUUAACAUGCCGAUGUUUCUGCCAAUGGGCCUCACCGCUGCUCAUCCCCGAAAUAAGUGUCUAUAUGACUGAGAAGUCUCUGGAACGCUUGAAAAAUGUUUCUCAGCACCAAUUGAUCAGAUCCGGGGUACGCAGCGUUCAUGUCAAGCUCCCAUACUAUGAACAACGAAUGGCGGCCGAUCUCACCCACUUUGCCUACUCUCACAUAGCAGGUAUGAGGAACCAUCUGGACCAUCUUGAAGAUGCGAUAUCUGGUGCACUGCAUGAGAGACUAUCCUACAACGUGCCAAAUUGGGUCAAUCACGAAGUAGUUGGGUUGGGCAAGGAUAUGAUUUCUGCUUGGAACUCACUUUUUACCGCAAAUCCAGAAGACCUACAGCGAGAUUCGGAUGAACACGUCAAGUUUAGGAAAAUCCUAACAGAUACCCAUCGUGAGUAUCAGCUUUUGUUUAAAGCGCAACAACAAAUGCGAGAGAACGGAAGUCUCCUCUCCACCGUUGCAUCUGCCAUGGCGAAAAUGCCUCAUGCCGAUAGGUUAGAAAUCACUGAUGGCGAAGAUGCUGUUCUGAGAGAUGCCUACCUCAUCGACCGAGACUACCGCAAAUCUCUAAGAGCAGUCAUGUUGAGACCUCAUACCUGGUCAGACGCUUCAAAUCUCUACCCGGACCCUGAUUUUGAACCACCGACCGAAUUCUUACACAGGGUUCCAGCUGCAAUACACAGAGCAGGAGUGACCUUACGAGAGAUGAAACUCCAGUGCUCUGCGCCAUGUAGCUACGCCAAGCUCUCCAUGUCUCCCUCUGAGCGAGUUUUGCUCGUCGAAUCGCUUCAGAACUUGCAAACACUCACUCUUGAUGCAGUGAAAGGUUCCAUGACGGGAUGGUUCUUCGACCAUCAAGAGGAUGCGAUGGACUUAGUUUCAGAUUUCCUCUCGGCACUCCUCCAGACUUCUGGUCUCGAGAAUCUCAGCGUUUCGUUUUUCAACUUACGCAGUCUGAAUGAACUCCUCGCUGGAGCACAUAACCAGUCUUUAAAACGGCUACAUCUGGUUGGGGCUAGGUUAAGCGCCGGCAAACUUGGCGAAUACCUGGCUCGUGUUCAGGGUCCAUGUGAUGUUGUCUUGGAACACGUGGAAAUACUUGGCGGGAGAUGGGCAGACGAAGCCGAUGAACUGCGGGGCCUAUCAAGAGCCUCAACUACAGUCGUUAAGCCCUUUGGCGACGAGUUUCGUCGCGGGCGGUCUACAAACGUGUGCAAUGCUGAGGAGGAGAGGAUGCUUAACAAUUACCUCCAGAGAGCAAGUUCUGUCAAUCCUCUCAGGAAUAGGAAUAUUUGA
Messenger RNA from Fusarium verticillioides 7600, 1482 nucleotides. RefSeq lists its product as hypothetical. The transcript has a single exon. Bases 1 to 1482 code for a protein of 493 amino acids. Lineage: Eukaryota; Fungi; Ascomycota; Sordariomycetes; Hypocreales; Nectriaceae. The record is from RefSeq and is a predicted model, not a curated record.